GAAGAGUCAAGACACUACUAGUAGCUAGGACAAGGAGUAGUAUAGUGCUCCUUGUAAGACGCACUCGGAUUGACCUUGGUUCGCGUUCAUCCUAGAGAUCAAUGGUAAUAUAAGUAGGGAUGGUACACUUAUAUUCAGCAAAGGUGUUUAGCAGAGUAGGAGCAUACAUACGUCUGCAUUCUAAGCUGGAGUAGAACAGAAGUAGUAUAUCGCCUUACGGGUCUCUGCAACAAGUCCGUCCACCGACGAGUACUGAUCGAUCUGGUGCGAUCGGAAUGGGCGGCCUGAGGAGCACGCAACACGAUUGCGGCGGCGGCGUCAGCCACUCGCUCUCGUUCCUCCUCGGGGCUCUCCUCCCCACCGUGCUGCUCUUCUUCCUCGCCUCCGACCGGGUCGACGAGCAGCUGUCCAGCAUAUCGACCUUCAGGUUCGGGAACGGAUCGGCAGCUCAUCAGCUGACUAGCCAUGCCGCUAGCCUCCCGACCGAUGUCGGGGAUGGUGCCGACGAAAAGGUACGCGUAGUCCAGUUGCAGUCUACAAUGCCCGCGAUGGCUGGGAGAUUAACCGAUUUGCAUGCGCAGGAGGAGUCAUUCCCGGGGCUGGCGGAGCUGCUGCCGAGGGUCGCCAUGGACGACGGGACGGUGAUCAUCACGUCGGUGAACGAGGCGUUCGCGCGGCCGGGCUCCCUGCUCGACCUCUUCCGCGGGAGCUUCCGCGACGGCGAGGGGAUCGCGCACCUCCUCAACCACACCCUCAUCGUCGCCGCAGACCCCGGCGCCUUGGCCCUCUGCGAGGCCGUGCACCCGCACUGCUACCUCCUCCAGGUCAUGGCCGCCGGCGUCAGCUCCGCCAACGGCUUCCUGACCAGAAGCUACCUCGAGCUCGUCUGGUCCAAGCUCACCUUCCAGCACCGCGUCCUCCAGCUCGGCUACAACUAUCUCUACACCGAUCUGGAUGUGAUGUGGCUGCGCAACCCGUUCCGGCACAUCAGCCUCUACGCGGACAUGGCCAUCUCAACCGACCGGUUCAACGGCGACGCUGAGGACCUGACGAACGCGCCGAACACCGGCUUCUACUACGUCAGGUCCACGAACCGCACGGUGGAGAUGCUGAGACGGUGGCGGGCGGCGAGGUCGCGGUUCCGGCCGAAGGCCCACGACCAGGAGGUCUUCGAGGCGAUCAAGGGCGAGUUCGUCGGCGGCGAGCUGCAGAUAAAGCUAGUGUUCCUCGACACGGCGCUCUUCGACGGCUUCUGCGAGUACCACGGCGAGAUGGACAGGGUGUGCACGAUGCACGCCAACUGCUGCCUCCGUCUCGUGACCAAGUUGCACGACCUCAGGAACGUGGUCGCCGACUGGAAGAGGUACUCCAGCCUGACGCCGCCGGAGAAGAUGAGCAGCAAGCUCAGGUGGACGUACCCCGCCAAGUGUGCGGCGACGAUGAAAAUACCAGCAUAAUUAAUGGCUUUUUACUAGUUUGUGUAGUGACCUUACGAACUUUUAUGCAGUGAUUUUGGUUUCGACACUUUUAGAAGAUAUUUCUAUGGAAGGAUAGAUGUUGGUAUUUGGACUCGCAAUGGGCCUGAAUCUUAACUUCAUUUCUUCA
This is a messenger RNA of Aegilops tauschii subsp. strangulata, 1605 nucleotides long. RefSeq lists its product as uncharacterized. Lineage: Eukaryota; Viridiplantae; Streptophyta; Magnoliopsida; Poales; Poaceae. The record is from RefSeq and is a predicted model, not a curated record.